AUCUCCUCUUCAUUAUGCUCCUCAAAAUAAAACGCAAUUUUGUGUUUUUGCACACAACGCGAUAAUCAACCUUUGUGUUACUUUUGACUUUUUUCGUGAAAUUCAUCAGUGUACACAUUACACAACAACAACAGUGUCUGAAGACGGAGCGAGCGUGAGUUCAAUCGCAACCACCAUCUAAUCGGCUGCAAGUUUUCGUUUUUUGGAUACCCUUUUGUGGAAAUUGGAUGCUUGUAGCUCUGCAAUUCCUUUUGGAGGUAGAAUAAGAAGAAGGAAAAUGUGGGGGUUUGGUGGCAGAUAUUAUUGGGGAAGAAAGGUUGAGAAACCGGAGGGGAUAGUUGUGGUGUUUGCAUGGAUGUCAAGCGAGGAGAAGCACUUGAUGAGAUACGUGGAGCUCUACUCUUCUCUUGGAUGGGAUUCACUCAUCUGCCACUCUCAAUUUCUCAAUAUGUUCUUCCCUGAGAAAGCCACAGUACUUGCUGUUGAUAUUCUUAAUGAACUUCUUGAGGUGCUGAAAAAUAGGCCAUGUCCCAUUGUCUUUGCAUCAUUUUCAGGGGGUGCACAAUCUUGUAUGUUAAAUAUUCUUCAGGUUAUUAGUGGGAAGUGUGAAACACACAAUAUGGAUGAUUACCGUCUUGUUAGAGACUGUAUUUCUGGCUAUAUUUAUGAUUCAAGUCCAGUGGAUUUUAGCAGUGAUAUGGGUGUUCGAUUUUUUCUACACCCAAAUGUUUUAAAAGUGCCUCAUCCACCAAGAUUUGCUUCAUGGAUUGCUAAUGGCAUAGCAUCUGGUCUUGAUUCCCUCUUCCUCAGCAGAUUUGAAUCACAGCGUGCAGAGUUUUGGCGAACACUAUACUCUACCACUAGUAUGCAGGUCCCAUAUCUCAUUCUUUGUUCAGAAAAUGAUGAUCUUGCUACUUUUGAAGUUAUUUCGAAUUUUUUCAAUCGACUAAAAUACCUUGGCGGGGAUGUCAAACUGAUAAAAUGGAGUUCCUCUCCUCAUGUAGGUCAUUUUCGGCAUCAUCCAGAUGAAUACAAGACUGCUAUCACUGAGAUCCUUGGCAAGGCAGUUGCAAUUUAUCGUCACAAAAAUCCACAAAUUCGAGAUGAGAAACUGGGCAUAGAGGGAACAGAAGAUGAGAUCACUGAUCCUUUCUCCGAAAUGAGGAAAGCAGCAAUGACCUCAACCAGUUUCCAGGGUUUUGCUCUUGCUCCUAGUGAGCAUUUGUCUCAUAAUUCAAUGGAGUAUUACGAUGGAAAAGAUGUUAGCUCCGUAGCAGAUGACCGCAAAGGAAGUUUUAUUCAUCUGCCAAGCCGUCCCAGCAUCAAUGCAAACGGGGUUCUUGGCCAAGUAUUAUUUGAUGUCUGUGUUCCAAAGAACGUUGAAGAUUGGGAUGUCAGAUCCAAUCCAGGAUUAUUAGCUGCUACAAGGAGGCAUGUUCCAUUUAAUCCUAUAAAAUGCAUUCGGCGCUCAAGGUUGUAACAUUGUUGAAUGUUACUUGACUGAGAAGAUGUUUCAGGUGAAUUCUAUGACAAGCUUGAAGGUUGAUGUAUGUUUUGUUCAAAUUUUUUAGGGAGAGUCGAAUGGUAUAGUACCUUGAAUAAUAAGAGGCAGAAGGACUUGUAAAUUCCCACCUCAGCUGUUGUUAAGUACUGAGUAUUGAGUACUAUGUAAUUUGAUUGAGCAGCUAGUGUUUUUUUUUCCUUAACGUACAUUGUACAGUUACUUUAAAUGUGAAAAGAACAUUAUGUUUCGACUGA
Messenger RNA from Lotus japonicus, 1758 nucleotides. RefSeq lists its product as uncharacterized. Bases 278 to 1480 code for a protein of 400 amino acids. The transcript has 7 exons. The record is from RefSeq and is a predicted model, not a curated record. Lineage: Eukaryota; Viridiplantae; Streptophyta; Magnoliopsida; Fabales; Fabaceae.